AUGUCGGCACUGGUGCGAAUCACCACGGGCAUCAUGCCCCAGCACAGCCGCGUCGGGAUGACGAGAGCAAUGGCACAGUUCGGGGAGGUCAUCCACUGCCACAAGCCGCCCUAUUCCGGAAUCCCCGGUGAGGACUUUGUUAAUGUGCGCUUCGCGACACAAGAAGCAGCUGACCGUGCCUACGCUGCCCUCAAAGCCAGCCAGGUUUUCGUUGAUGGCUUCCCGGUCGGGGUUGGUCCGGCUGGUGGGCCCAAGGGCAAUGAUGGCCCAAUGGCGAUCUCCAACUCCGGCCCGCCCAGGCGGCCUCGCAGUCGUAGCCCGCCGCGCCUCUACGGCCGGAACCGUGCCCGGUCCCCCGUGCGCCGCAGCCCGGAACGUCGUCGACCGAGCCCCCCACGGCGGAAGAGGAGCCCUUCAGAUGCCCCACGUGCAAACUUCCCAUCCCGGAACGACCCGAAAAGCCCGAGCCCUCGGCGCCUGGUGAGGGAAAUGGGCCGCGGCGGUGGUGGGCCUCGGUCUCGGAGCCGCUCCCGCGCACGGGACCGGCGUCGUGAGGAGCGCGCCAGCGAGUUUUCCGGAGGACCCGGCAUGAUGAUGCUGAAGAAUAAGAAGGAGCGAACACCGUCUCCGGACCCUCCUGGACCGAUGAAAAAUCCAAACCCAGUGAAGAAUCCCUUCUUCAGGGCGGACAGGAGCCCUUCUCCCGUGGCUGCAUACUGA
Symbiodinium sp. CCMP2592 is the source of this 720-nucleotide messenger RNA. NCBI's taxonomy places the organism in Eukaryota, Dinophyceae, Suessiales, Symbiodiniaceae. The record is from the annotation of a GenBank genome assembly.